AAACCAUGCGUUGCUUCGCCUUCGCCGGCGCAUAUGCUCUCAAUCUCUCUCCGUCCCUUGAUCUCAGCCGCCGCCUCUGCUGCCGGAAACUCGGUGCCAUUCCCCGGAGCUCGCUCAUGACCUCAGUUUCGUCUCGAUCUCCGCCGUGUGAACUCGUCGGCGGUGAUGGCGGCGCCAUCACGGUAGAGGAGUGGCAAGGGUGGGGUCCGGUGUCUCCAUUUCCCGCCGCGAUCAAGCAGAUUGUGGAGGAUUUAAAGGUUUUGGAGUGUAAAACGGAUUCGGAAAUGGAGUUCGGUGGAAAUGGUGGCAAGUUACAGGGGCCUUUUGGCAUGUAUGAGGAUAAGAAACAUAGGGCUACGUAUGAAGCAUUAGGUGACCCAGAGAAAAAGUUCCGAUUUUUCGCGGCCCGACAAAUAGCUUGCCGGCUUCUUGGGAGCAGAGGCUACUUAUGCCAGAAGUGUUGGCUUGCUAUGGAGGAUUGUAUGUGCUCUAAGGUUAAGCCUUGUGAUUUAUGGAAACGUAUACGCUUUUGGUUGUACAUGCAUCCUAAGGAUUUUCUUCGGCAAAACAACACAGGGAAGUUAUUGUGGCAGAUUUUCGGCGUGCAAUCUGCUACAUUGUGUCUCUUUGGCAUUGCAGAAGAUGAGGAGAUCAUGUGGAAUGAAUUCAAGCGUGCAGGGAAAAAUCGCGUUUGGUGUCUUUACCCGAACCAGAAUUCUGUCUCAAUGUCGGUUGAAGAUGUUUUCGGCAAUGCCACUUCAGAGAGUUUGGAAAAUGAGUCGUCCAUGACAAAUGGAGAUAAAACUUUAAAUUUCAUUCUGCUUGACGGUACGUGGAACAAUUCUGCUGCGAUGUUCAAGCGUUUGAAGGAUCAUGCAAAGUUGAUCUGGGAUGAAGAUGAUCUUCCUUGCAUUUCUCUUGCAGCAGGUGCAUCGGCAAUGCAUAAGCUCCGGCCACAACCAUCAUGGGACAGAACUUGCACGGCGGCAGCAGCCAUUGGACUUCUGUCUGAGCUGACCCUUCUCCCGCAUUUUAGCGCGUACGGGUUAGACAAGCAAUCCGAGACAGUCGAGGAGGCUUUGGUGAUAUUGCUGGAAUCACUAACAGCUCGGCGUGUAAGAAUGGGCAGGUCCAUCAAUCGUAAAGUGCGGAACAGCGUUAAACGUUGAGCCAGAUCUGUCUGAGAUCCGACAUAAUACGAUUUGAAAAUGGCUGAGAUAAACACGGAAUUUGAUAGAAUCAUAUGACGGUUUUGGACAGAAAUGUGGGAGAGGAGAAGGAUUCAUCACUGUGUUUAUCAGGCAGAGCAGAGCAGCAGACAAGAACAGUCUAUCCCUUGAUGCAUCCAAACCGCAUGCUUUAUAUGUUUUAGGUUAACUUCACGUCCAAGGUAUCUGAAAAUGUUUUGUCCAAUUCUCUUCACCUCAUUUAAACUCCAUGACUUAGGUUAUUAAAUUUCGUAUUUUAAAUAUAGAAAAUUUUGUCA
This is a messenger RNA of Tarenaya hassleriana, 1486 nucleotides long. RefSeq lists its product as uncharacterized. NCBI's taxonomy places the organism in Eukaryota, Viridiplantae, Streptophyta, Magnoliopsida, Brassicales, Cleomaceae. Bases 6 to 1169 code for a protein of 387 amino acids. The transcript is spliced from 8 exons. The record is from RefSeq and is a predicted model, not a curated record.